Messenger RNA from Quercus lobata, 1638 nucleotides. RefSeq names its product mediator of RNA polymerase II transcription subunit 15a-like. The record is from RefSeq and is a predicted model, not a curated record. Gene Ontology annotation, molecular function: chromatin DNA binding; transcription coactivator activity. The transcript has 5 exons. The coding region runs from base 1 to 1638 and encodes 545 amino acids. NCBI's taxonomy places the organism in Eukaryota, Viridiplantae, Streptophyta, Magnoliopsida, Fagales, Fagaceae.
AUGAAGAAUAAAAAUUCUGUGCCUGUACAACAACAUGCACAGCAACUUCAACUUUCUGGUUGCCAAUCCCAACCAUCUCAGCUGCAGCAUAACAAAAAUGUGAGACCCCACUUUCAUCCAGUGAAGUUACCCUCAAGAAGCACUCCAAUUGGUAUAUCUCCACUUUCAGAAAUAGAGCAAGGGUUUCCUAAUUCACAACCAACAAUGAUAAAUUCACUUCAGUCUGGGUCUCAAACGAGAUUGGAGAAAAGAAAUGUUUUUAGUCCAUUGCAGCAUGAUUAUCCCAUGCCUGUGCACCAAGCAAUCACCGGUUCAUCAAAACAGACAAAAUUUUCUCAUAAUUCCAGUCUGAAUACACUUGAUUCCACUAUAAAUUCGUUUCAGAAGAGUUCUACUAUCAUCACUUUCCAGCAACAGAAGCAACACAAAAUACAUCAAACAAUGCAGCCACAGAACCUAAAGCAAGAAAAUCAACUUCAGUUGAUUCAGCAGAGGAAGCAACAAGUGUUUACAGAAGAUGCCCAACCCAGUAUUAGUUCAGGAUUUCUUCAGUGUUGUCACUCAAUUGACUUGGAACAUCCUGAUCAAACUCAACCACCAAGAAAUCCUGUCCAAUUUCAUUCCACCUCUCAAAUAUAUCAGAGUUCUUCUCUUCAAGUUAGCCAACGAAAUCUAGGGUCACCUCUUUCAAAAGCUGGUACAGUGUUUCCAUCUGCAACACCAGUAGACCUUGAGAAACGCCCCUCUUCUGUUUCUGUACUUUCAAACUCAGAUUGCAAUCAGCAAACAGCUGCUCCAAAGCAGCCACUUGAGCGCUUACUUAAAGCGGUUGAAUCAGUUUCACAAAAAGCACUGAGUGCCUCUGUUCAAGAAAUUGAUAUGAUAGCUGGAACCACAAUUGAUAAUGUAUCCAAAGGUUCUGUUGGUGGGGGUUUGGCGUGUAGAAUGAGAUGUCAAAUACAAGCAAAGAACUACAGGUUGCAAAAUGGACAUGUUUUUGUGGACAAGAUGAAGCACCAGAUCAGUUACAUGGCCCAUAAUGCAACUUUGUUAUCUGCCAAUGAAAUUUGUAGUUUUAAGCGGUUAGCUGAUGAUUUAAGUGACCUAGAUUCAACUGCAAGAUAUCAGAUCAAGCGGCCCAGGAUUGAGCCAAAAAAUGAACUCCGGAAUGAAAUCAAAUGCAUAAACCAGCAGUUAGUAGAAACCAUGAUAGAUUUAGAUUCGACUGAAGAUCUUGCUUCUAUUGAAACUGGUGAAGGAACUGUUAUCAGAUGCUCCUAUAGCGCUGUGGCUCUGAGUCAAAAUUUGAAGUUGCUGUAUGCUUCAUCCCAUAUGCUGCCAGUGCUUUCUUUAUGGUUGCUUGUUCCUGCUGAUUACCCGAAUUCUUCUCCUACAAUCUUUGAUGGGAUGACUGUCCGCUGGAGCCAUGACAAUAAGGAGUCUAAAGAACUAUCGGAAAAUGCAAAGUUAAAGUUCAGCGUUGUUCUGCGCAUCCUUUCAGAGCCCAUAUCUCUUGGAGAGAUGGCGAGAGCUUGGGAAUUCUGUGCCCGUGAAGUAUUUCUUGAGAAUGCUCAGCAUAUUGGAGGAGAGUGCUUUAGUUCAAGAUAUGGUCGGUGGGAGAACUGCAUUACUGGUUGA